AUGCGCCGUGGCCGCCGCGUGCUCCUCCUGGGUCUGUGCAUUGUGUUGAGCGCGCUGGUGUACCUCCGCCUCCCCACCAAGACUCGCGAGACAUUUGCCAUGGAGUACAUAGAACCUCCCCGUGCGCUGCCCGAGUACGCCGUUUGGGCGAAGCGGGCGGCGCUUGCGCAUAUCCAAGGCGAGGCGCCGGCGACGCACCUCACGCUGAUCAUGGGCAACGAGGCCGGGGACCUCGACUCGGCGGCGAGUGCGCUCUCGCUUGCCUACCUUCUCGGCCACGAUCCCAAGUUUGCAAGUGCGCAUGGCCUGGAUGCGGGCGCAGUGUACGCGCCGCUCCUGCAGACGCCGCGCAGUGCGCUGCGGCAGCGCCGUGAGAACCUGAUGGUGUAUGAGGCGCUCGGCAUCGACCUGCAGAGCCUCUUGUGCAUCGACGAUCUCGGGGUGGACCGCACAGCGCUCGCGCUCUCGCCGAGUGCCAACGUAUCGCUCGGCCUCGUGGACCACGCCAAGCUGACGCCGGCGUGGGGCGACGGCCGCCGUGUCGAUCUAGUAGUCGACCACCACGAGGACGAAGGUGCGCACGAGACUGCACGCCUGCGCAUCGUCCGUUCCCCGAGCUCGGACCCGGUUGGCUCGGCGGCGAGCAUAGUCGCCUCGCUCUUUCAAGACGCGCUGCAGGGCAGCGACCAGCGCAUGGACCGCAGUGUCGCUGAUCUCUUGCUGAGCGCGAUCAUCCUCGACACCAAGAACCUGCGUAUGGCCCCGGACGGCAAGGCGACCGAGACGGACGCCGAGGCGUACAACUUCCUGCUGCCCGUCUCGUCAUUCCAUGGGCCGGAGCGCAUCGCGUUUAUCCAGGCUGCGCACGCGUACGGCGCGCCGCCCACGCGCGACUCGGACGCGUCGGUCGACUCAGUGGCGCCGGGCGCGUCGCGUGAGGCGCAGGAGCAUACCGCGGCGUGGGCCAAGGCGCUGAAGAACGUCAAGGCGGACGUGUCACACCUCUCGACGCACGAGCUGCUUGCUCGCGACUUUAAGGACGCGGACGUCGCGACGGGAUCCGGCGCGGUCCGCCUCGGGAUCUCGUCCGUGCCCCUCUCGCUCUCCUCGUGGCUCUCGGAGGCGUACCGUACGAAUGCGGCGAUCGCCGACGUCGACGAACAUGCCGCCGCGCAGCAGUGGGCGGCGUGGUGGGCGUCGGUCGUGGCGUUUAUGCGCGAGCGCCGACUGGACGUGGCGCUCGUCCUGACCUCGUUCAAGGAGCCGCAAGGGCGGCCCAAGAGCCGCCGCGACCUCGCCAUCGUCUAUGCAACAAAGCUCAGCGCGCCGUUUGCGUAUGUCGCCGCCGAGCUCCAGGCAUACAGCACGCCGUCACUCGAGCUUGCGCCGUACGUCGGCCAGCGCAACGUCGGCGGCGCGCCGGAGCAGAGCCACGCGCUGCGGGAACAAGGCUUGGACGCCGCUAUCUUCCGCCAAGGCAAUACGAAUGCGAACCGCAAGGUCGUGCAGCCCGCGAUCGUGCGCGUGCUGCAGAAGCUUUUGUAG
This is a messenger RNA of Malassezia japonica, 1545 nucleotides long. RefSeq names its product exopolyphosphatase. Gene Ontology annotation, molecular function: exopolyphosphatase activity. The transcript has a single exon. The record is from RefSeq and is a predicted model, not a curated record. Bases 1 to 1545 code for a protein of 514 amino acids. NCBI's taxonomy places the organism in Eukaryota, Fungi, Basidiomycota, Malasseziomycetes, Malasseziales, Malasseziaceae. Gene Ontology annotation, cellular component: cytoplasm.